This is a messenger RNA of Syzygium oleosum, 1615 nucleotides long. RefSeq names its product zinc finger CCCH domain-containing protein 25. Bases 316 to 1362 code for a protein of 348 amino acids. Gene Ontology annotation, biological process: mRNA splicing, via spliceosome. The transcript is spliced from 5 exons. Gene Ontology annotation, cellular component: U2 snRNP; precatalytic spliceosome; catalytic step 2 spliceosome. The record is from RefSeq and is a predicted model, not a curated record. Gene Ontology annotation, molecular function: metal ion binding; RNA binding. Lineage: Eukaryota; Viridiplantae; Streptophyta; Magnoliopsida; Myrtales; Myrtaceae.
UCACGCGUCGGAGAGCCUGAGCUCCCUCUUCUCUCCCCUUUCCUUUUGGCUCGCACCGCCUUCUCUCGCGCGCGAGCCUCCGCCGAAUCGGUGCGCGUUCGGCCUUCGUACACGAGCCGAGAUCGGUGGUUUUAUGGCCGUCGCGCCUCACUACUAGCGGCGGCAGCUCGGCAACCUCGCACCCUUUGCUGCUUCUCGUGAUCAAUUCGUUCGAUCGGCGUAUUCAGUGAACUCGACGGUGAAGGAUUUGGCCGUAGAGCUGAGAGCGGGAGAUAGAACCGCUGCUCGUUCCUCAGACAUCGCAAGAGAAGCGACAUGAAUCCACUGACCUUAGUGAAACGCAUCCAGAAGAUAAACAGCAGAGAAGCGGCCUUGGGGAUAUCGGACGAAGCCUCGUGGCAUGCCAAAUACAAGGACUCUGCUUACGUGUUCGUCGGCGGCAUUCCCUUCGAUCUCACCGAAGGCGAUCUCCUCGCGGUUUUUGCCCAGUACGGAGAGAUCGUCGAUGUAAACCUAGUUAGAGACAAGGGUACUGGUAAAUCAAAAGGCUUUGCAUUCAUUGCAUACGAGGAUCAACGGAGUACAAACCUUGCCGUAGAUAAUCUGAAUGGAGCAUCAGUACUGGGUAGAAUUAUAAGAGUAGACCAUGUCAGCAGCUAUAAGAAGAAGGAAGAAGAGGAUGAGGAGGAAGAGCAGAGAAAGAGGGCAGAACGGGGCGUGUGCCGUGCUUUCCAAAGAGGCGAGUGCACUCGCGGAGCUGGGUGCAAAUUUUCACAUGAUGAGCAAAGAGCUGCUAACACUGGCUGGGGUGCCAAGGAUGAGGAUGGGCAGUGGGGUCAUGACAAGUUUGAUGGUCCAGAAAGGGGAGAGAAAAGGUCUAGGGGUCUCUCACGCAACGGUCUUCCUGAAUCUAGAGCGCGAGAUGGCCAUAAGUCGCGAAGUAUGGAUUCGAGUUUCACUGCUAAGGAGAGGGAGGCAGACCGUGAAGGCGAGGAGCACAGAAAAUCAAGAAGGCACGAUCCUGAUGAUUUUGAACAAAAGUCAAGAGGGAGGUUUGAUAGGAGGGAGGAUAAGAACUUCAGGAGGGACGGGAAUAAUGACAAUGUUGAGCGAGGUAUGAAAGACCGGGACAGGAAAGAAGAAAGGACUAAAAGGUAUGAUGAUGAUCACGAGCCCAGAAGGAGAGAAGAUUACGACAGGAGAGAAGAAAAGAGAUCGAGACGGCAUGAUGACGAUGAUACGAAGCCUAGAUCAAGAGACGAUUAUGAGAGGAAGGAAGAGAGUCGAUCCAAGAAGCACGAAUCAGAUAGUAGGUCAACAUAUGAUAGAGAACUAUCUUCUCGUCAUCGGAGGGAGAGAUGAUUAUUCUCUUAGGGAGGUUAUCAGACAGGCGACUUCCCUUCUAUGAAUGAACCUUGUUCUUGUAGUCUUCUGAGAGUUCUGAGAGAGAUGGAUCCCUAUCCAGUUGCUGUGGAGUGGACGAGGAUUUUUCCUAGUGCUUGCAUUAGCUAAACCAGGAUAUUCGACGGCUCAGUUUAUUCAUAUCAGAAGGCAAAUUUGAUGGAAGAGUCGAGAGAUGAUUACUUGCGCAUAUAAAGAGUUACUGAAUUCUGCA